AUGAGUUUCUGUACAUUUGCAAGGUCAAGCUUUCUUUGUUUGGUCAUUCUCUUUCCUGUUGUCUAUGGAGAAGACAAUGCUCGAAGUUUGAACGACCGAGCUGCGCUUCUCUCUUUCAUGUCUGGUAUUGAUUCCGAUCCCGAGAAAGUUCUUGGGAGUUGGAGUUCUUCGGGUCUGCACAUCUGCAAUUGGACAGGUGUUACAUGUAACAGUGCGAGAGAUCAAGUUGUCAAGCUUGAUCUCGGUCGCCGAUCAUUGGAAGGGACUAUUUCUGUUGAGCUCUCGAAUUUGUCCUCCUUAUCAGUGCUUGAUUUAUCGGAAAAUUUCUUUCGUGGUUCGAUACCAGCUGAGCUUGGAGCACUUUCCAUGCUCACACAUCUGAACUUGACAUAUAAUGUUCUUGAAGGGAAUAUUCCUGCUGAAAUUGGUUUUCUGAGUCACUUAGAAUAUCUUGAUUUAUCAAGUAAUAGGCUUGUGGGUCAGAUUCCGGAGUCACUUUUCUGCAAUGGCUCCUCUUCAUUGAGUAAUAUAGAUCUGUCUGAAAAUUCUCUUACCGGAAAGAUCCCUUUGUGGAAUCACUGUAAGCUAAUUGGGUUGAAACGUCUUCAACUGUGGUCCAACUGGCUGGUGGGUCCGAUUCCUCAGGCCCUUGCAAACUCAACAAAGCUCAAAUGGCUUGAUGUAACAUCGAACUCUUUAAGUGGAGAGUUGCCGGCAGCAACUGUGGAUAAAACACCACAGUUGCAGUAUCUGUAUUUGUCCUACACCAACCUCAUUAGUCAAAACGGUAACACUGACCUUGAACCCUUCUUUGUUUCUCUUGUUAACUGCUCUAACCUUCAAACACUCGAAUUGGCGGGAAAUAAUCUGGGCGGACAGUUACCUUCUGUUAUUGGUAAUCUUUCUACUACUUUUGCAGUACUUCAUCUUGAAGAGAAUCUUCUUUCUGGUUCCAUUCCUCCAAGCAUCUCCAAUCUUGUGAACUUCACCUUCUUAAAUUUGUCUUCCAAUCUUUUUAACGGAUCGAUUCCACCUGAGUUAAGCCGAAUUGGAGGUCUGGAGAGGAUCUGUUUAUCGAACAACUCACUGACUGGUGAGAUCCCUUCAGCUUUAGGCAAUAUUUCCCACUUGGGUCUUCUAGAUUUAUCGAGAAACAAACUCCUGGGUUCAAUUCCAGAUAGUUUCUCAAAUCUUUCUCAGUUAAGAAGACUCAUGCUCUAUGAAAACAAUCUUUCAGGAACAAUACCACCAAGUCUAGGGAAAUGCACCAACCUAGAGAUUUUAGAUCUUUCUCAUAACAAAAUUUCUGGGAUGAUUCCAAUUGAAGUAGUUGCAGGAUGGAGUAGCUUGACGUUGUACUUGAAUUUAUCAAGCAAUCUCUUGCAAGGGCCGCUGCCAUUAGAGCUUAGUAAAAUGAACAUGAUUCUAGCCAUUGAUCUUUCAUCCAAUAACUUAUCUGGCGCAAUCCCACCUCAACUUGGGAGCUGCAUUGCACUAGAAUACCUCAACCUUUCAGGAAAUAGUCUGCAAGGCCCACUUCCACUCCCCAUUGGCAGAUUGUUUUAUCUUCGAGUGCUCGAUUUAUCAUCAAACCAUUUGGUUGGGGAAAUACCAGAAUCUCUACAGGCAUCUCCCACUCUCACAGAACUGAAUCUAUCUUUUAACAACUUCUCUGGGAGCAUAACAAAAGAUGGAGCAUUUGCAACACUAACGAUAGACUCCUUCCAAGGAAACUCAGGUCUCUGUGGGUCCAUCCCUGGAAUGACAACCUGUUGGAAGAAACGUAAACAUCACUUAGUAAUCUUGCAAAUUCUUCUCUUACUGUUUUUAACUCCUACACUGUGCUUCUUCGUGUACAGACUAAGGAACAAGUCAAAAAGAAGACACUUAGCAGCAAGUUUUGGGGCUGGGGAAUUAAGCAAAGAUGAACAAGAGAGAAAACAGCUAGAGUACCCUAGAAUUUCCUACCAACAACUCAUAGAAGCCACUAAUGGGUUCAAUUCCUCGAGCCUAAUUGGAUCAGGUAGGUUGGGGCACGUUUACAAGGGUACUCUCAAGGGAAAUAGAAGAAUUGCAGUGAAAGUCUUCGAUCCUGGGAUGGGUGUAGAGAUCUGUACAAGCUUCAAAAGAGAAUGCCAGGUACUAAAGAGGACUAGACACAGGAAUCUGAUUAGGGUUAUUACUGCUUGUAGCAGUCCUGAGUUUAAGGCUCUUGUUUUCCCAUUAAUGCCUAAUGGGAGUCUAGAGACCCAUCUCUACCCAAGCCACAGUUCAGGCCCUAAUCUGAGCUUGGCUCAGUUGGUGAGCAUAUGCAGCGAUGUAGCUGAAGGGGUUGCCUACUUGCACCACCAUUGUCCAGUUAGAGUUGUACACUGUGAUCUAAAGCCGAGCAACAUACUUCUGGAUGAAGACAUGACUGCUUUGGUAACUGACUUUGGGAUAGCGAGACUAGUGAAAGGUGGUGGUGAGGAUGAGGCUAUUACUCGCACAAUUGAUUCGUUGUCUACCAUGGACUCCACAGCCGGCCUGUUAUAUGGGUCGUUUGGUUAUAUUGCUCCGGAAUACGGAAUGGGAAAGCGUUCUUCAACAAAGGGAGAUAUUUAUAGUUUCGGUGUUCUAAUCCUAGAGAUUUUGACGGGUAAAAGACCAACAGAUGUGAUGUUUCACCAAGGUUCAAGCCUGCAUGAAUGGGUGAAGAGACGUUACUCGGAUGACCUUGAGCCCAUAAUGGAAGAAGCCCUCCUUAGGUUUGCGCCACCACCAACACCGAGAAAUCACAGCUCCAAUGCAUGGAAGCAAAUCAUCUUAGAGUUGAUUGAGCUUGGUUUGAUUUGUACACAGAACUCUCCUUCAAUGAGACCUUCCACGUUGGACGUGGCCCUUGAGAUUGAUCGGCUGAAACAGUACUUAGCAAACCCUACCACCCUAACACUUGAAGAUGUUUCUUGUUAAGUUGAUCAUGACUUUGGAGAAGAAAGCAGGCAAACUGGAUCCCCACCCACCUCGUAGGGUUUUGUAUCCUUGGUGUUUGGCACCAAGUAAUUUUACAGGAAAGCCAUUUUUUGGUAAAAUGUUGUCGCAACAAUUUGC
Messenger RNA from Nelumbo nucifera (sacred lotus), 3090 nucleotides. RefSeq names its product putative leucine-rich repeat receptor-like serine/threonine-protein kinase At2g24130. Gene Ontology annotation, biological process: protein phosphorylation. The record is from RefSeq and is a predicted model, not a curated record. Gene Ontology annotation, molecular function: ATP binding; protein kinase activity; protein binding. NCBI's taxonomy places the organism in Eukaryota, Viridiplantae, Streptophyta, Magnoliopsida, Proteales, Nelumbonaceae.